Molecule: messenger RNA, 813 nt
Organism: Rotaria sp. Silwood2
Lineage: Eukaryota; Metazoa; Rotifera; Eurotatoria; Philodinida; Philodinidae
Source: the annotation of a GenBank genome assembly
AUGAAAGUGGUUUCAAUAUCAGCCGAAAUAUUUCAGCCAUUACUCAACCCUCCUAAAUUCAUUCAAGAAACCAAUCGAUCUUCGUAUGAAAACUAUCAGAAAUUGCCGAACAUACGCUUUAUUAACUACAUGAGCUUUGACUUAGAUGCUGCUAUUGCACUCGAUUUUCAUGUUGAACGUACACGUGAUCCAUCGAAAUUUUCGUUACCAUUGAAAAAUAAAUUCAUGUAUGUGAACGAAAGCUCUCAUAUUUGUUUGAUAUGCGAUGAUCAAGAUAUCCCUGAUACAGUACUUAAUUGUCACACAUUGGUCAUACUCAAUAUUCCAGGCUAUGCAUCUGGUACAAAUCCAUGGAGAAAAUCAUUGAGAAAUUCAAUAAUGGAUCGUGUCAAUCAAUUAUCGACUCUUGAAUUAAGCAGUACUUUUAUCAACCAAAUAUCCAUGAGGUCACUUGAUCCAUUGAAUUGUGCAGGUGAUACCCAAGAAAACAACGAAUUAGAAAGUUUGGACGAUAGGGAUACGGAUCAACCAGAGAGAUUAUCGACAACACAAACAACUUCAAGUAGUCGUUUUCAACCACAAAAUUUUGGCGAUCGAAAAGUUGAAGUUGUCGGAUUGAGUACUACACAUAUGGCUGCAAUCCAUGCUGGUUUUCGUGGCAAUCGAAUCGCUCAAUGCAACCGGUUGUGUAUUGAACUUCGUUGUCCAAUGACAGCACAAAUGGAUGGUGAACCAUUCUAUCUUCCUACACCGGUAGCUGUCAAUAUUAGUCAUGUUGAUCAAGUACUUGUGUUAAAAAAUGAGAACAAAUAA